CUUGCAUCGUGUCGCGCGUCUUGCGUUGGGGUGGGGCGUGCACCCCUCGUGUUCACUACAAAGUGAAGUAUAUGUACCGCGCUCUCAGUCCCGCCCUCCGAAUACCGACUACGAGCUACGAGCCAGGACCUACCGCCCUCUGCUUGGACGGCUUGAAGCCUUGGAUCCAGCGUUUCUGAUACCUCGUCGUGUGAUUCCCAUCCCAUCCCCUAUACCAAGCUCUAGUAGCUCAUCCUCCCCCUCGUCAUCGAUUCCCUCCAACCAAUCAACCAACAAAAAUGUGUCAUAACAUCGUCUACGGCAGACUGCACCAACCCUGCGGGUGCUUCAUCCCCAUGUCCACCGAGAAACACGACUGCAAUUCUCCACGAUGCGUGUUCUCGACUAGCCAUCCGCCGGGGUGUAGGAGCAGGGCCUGUGAGAAUAUGAUGAAUGUUCCUAGGCAGGUGCCUAUUCGGAGGAGCCCAGUAAACUGCCCCGAUUGCGCGCGGGACAAAGGCGAACGAGCACGUCUGAACGCGCUUAAGGAAGCUUGGAGGGCGCAGGGGUCUCCUCCUCAAACACCGGCUGGGGCGGGGGGCGUGUCGACGUGGAGCGGGUGAGUCGCAGGUUCUUGCGCGAGCGUAGGUGGGUCGUAGGUGGGUAGGAGGGGUGUUGAUUGCCGAAGUAGUGGGCGGUUAAUGUGCGUUCCAGGAGCGUGACGGCCCCGCCGGAGGGCUGGAAUUGUAGUUGUAUUGCUUCGGUCUCUUAUACUUGCUUUCUUCACUUUCGCAGUUUCUCGUCUGAGGGUGUACGAUCAUGGUAGGGUAAUUUAAUGAACUGAACUG
Messenger RNA from Dacryopinax primogenitus, 827 nucleotides. RefSeq lists its product as uncharacterized. Bases 279 to 602 code for a protein of 107 amino acids. The transcript has 3 exons. The record is from RefSeq and is a predicted model, not a curated record. Lineage: Eukaryota; Fungi; Basidiomycota; Dacrymycetes; Dacrymycetales; Dacrymycetaceae.